This is a messenger RNA of Talaromyces proteolyticus, 1650 nucleotides long. RefSeq names its product putative amino acid permease. The coding region runs from base 1 to 1650 and encodes 549 amino acids. Gene Ontology annotation, molecular function: amino acid transmembrane transporter activity. The transcript has 5 exons. Lineage: Eukaryota; Fungi; Ascomycota; Eurotiomycetes; Eurotiales; Trichocomaceae. The record is from RefSeq and is a predicted model, not a curated record. Gene Ontology annotation, biological process: amino acid transmembrane transport. Gene Ontology annotation, cellular component: membrane.
AUGGCCGGAUUGGAGACAUCGCUAAACCCCGCGAAAAACAUCGACUAUGGUAGCACAAGGGCCGUAUCGCCGCAACGCGGGUACAACAAUGAAGAUGCGGAAAUUGUUCACGAGCUGGAGAAUAGAGAUCUCGCAAGGGGCCUGAAACAACGUCAUAUUCAGAUGAUUGCGAUUGCCGGCGCUAUCGGAACCGGUCUAUUCCUCGGUCUUGGUUCGUCAAUUGCCACAGCUGGUCCAUUGGGUUCCUUACUGGGUUAUCUGUUUGUCGGUUCCAUUGUGUGUGCGGUUCAGUUUUCCCUGGGCGAAGUCACCGCCCUGUUCCCCGUGACUGGAAGCUUUGUUCGCCAAGCAGAGAUAUUCGUUGACCCGGCUCUAGCAUUUGCUAUUGGAUGGAACGUUGUUUAUGGCGCAUUCAUAUCGGUCCCCAGCGAGAUUUCGGCUGCCGUGGUGCUCAUCCAGUACUGGAACGAGACCGUCAAUCCGGCCGUAUGGGUAACUGUUCUGAUUGUAGUCUCGGUACUUGUGGCAGUCAUCUUUAUCGGUAUCUACGGUGAAGUUGAGUUCUUCUUCGCCCUGCUCAAAAUCUUGCUCGUCAUUGGUAUUAUCAUCAUGGGUCUUGUUAUCGACCUGGGCGGCGUCCCUGGUCAACCACGUCUCGGCUUCCAUUACUGGAAAACCCCGGGCCCAUUUGUUGAGUACAUUGCUACUGGCUCCUGGGGCAGGUUUCUGGGAUUUUGGGCUGUGAUGUCUAAUGCCGUCUACUCCUUCGCCGGGGUUGAGUCACUCGCCAUGGCAGCUGCUGAGACCAAAAAUCCGCGACAAAACAUCCCUAAAGCGUGUAAACGUGUUUUCGCUAGACUAACAAUUUUCUAUGUCCUCGCAAUCUUGAUUGUGGGCAUGCUUGUUUCCAGCGAUGAUGAUCGAUUAAGCAAUGAAUCCGGCACCGCAGCACAGAGCCCUUUUGUCAUUGCUGCCAGCGAUGCAGGCAUCAAGGCGAUUCCAUCGAUUGUCAAUGCGGUUGUCCUGACAUCGGCAUGGUCUGCAUCCAACCAGUCGAUUCUCGCUGGUACGCGGACUUUGUAUGGUCUUGCGCUCAAGGGCCACGCUCCUAAAUUCUUCCUCUGGACUACACCAUACGGCAUUCCAUACAUGUGCGUUGCGUUACAGGUCACAUUUUCGUUUCUCUCGUAUAUGUGUGUUUCCAAUGAAGCACUCACUGUUUUCUAUUGGUUUGUCGAUUUGACCGCCGCGGGCGUUUUGAUUAGCUGGAUCACUAUUGCAUUGAACCAUAUUCGUUUGAUGAAAGCCUUAAAAAAGCAAGGCAUUUCCCCUACUGAAUUGCCCUGGCAUAAUUUUUGGACACCAUAUGGAUCGUGGUUUGCCCUGGUAGCUUGCAUCAUCAUUCUCUUAACAGGCGGGUUCACCGUAUUUACCGAAGGAAAUUGGAACCCAUCUAGUUUUGUCUCCAGUUACCUGGAUAUUCCGUUAGUCCUUGUUGUCUACGGUGGGUACAAACUCAUCAGAAACACCAAUUUUGUUUCUCUAGAAGAAAUCCCCAUUCGACAGGCGAUCGAAGCAGCGCGAAAUGAUCCUGACAACGUCCCUAUCAAGGUCACUGGGUGGGAGAGAUUUAAUAUUUUGUGGGGUUAA